CCCGUCCCCCUCAGCCUGCCCCGGAAGUGCGGGCGCUGCCCGGAACCCUCGCGCGACCGUUGUAGCCAUGUAGGUACCGUUACCGGAGGGGGACGGCACCGGAGCGGCCAUGGAGGAGGGCGGCGGCGGCGGCGACAGCGCCGCCGCAGCCCCCCCUCUGCCGAACCUCACCCCCCGGCACCGGCAGCUCAUCCCCACGCCCUGCGGCCCCAUAAAACCUUGUUCAGAACUAUCAUUUCCUGUGAAGAUCUACUUCUGUGUCACUAUUUUGUCUCUGCUAAGUGUGAUAGGGCUAACCGUAGAGACACUCGUUCGACAAACCGAGGAAGAUUUCACCAUUUCUCUUAUUCAGUUAAUUGGAGUUGUGUUCUGUGUAUACUAUGUGACUAGAGGAAUCCUGCAGGAGAAUCGCCAGGAGCUCAUCGUCUUUGUUCUUUCCAUCUUGCUAGUGAUGUUUCGUUCCAUUGUCAACUUCACAGUUCUCUCUGCUGAGCAAAAGCCAAAACUCCUGGCCCGCUUCAUUCUGAUCCUUUUGGUUGGCUCCUUUGAUGUGAUCUGUGCCAUCAUCCUCAUUCAGAGUCAAAGCAUGAUGGCCUUUCGAGUGGGCGGUGCUCUAGAAAGCCUACAGUCGCAAUACUUCAUGCUGAACCUCUGUUUUUCCAUGUUGACCUUUGAUCUUCAGGCACAGCUCUGCUUGUGUGUUCUGCUGAUAAGCCUGCAUGAGAUCACCCUUCUACAUAACAUCAUCUCGGCAGCAGGGGUCCUUUGGGCCUGCCUGAAGGUGACCGUUAGCAUCAUCGCAAUCUUAAAAGAACUGAAACCUCUGGUGUGGAUUUUUCUGGGUCAGAAUAUACCUGAAGUAGUUUAUCUCAUCUACCUGCUUUACACGGUGAUAAGGGAGUGGGGCAAAGGGAAUUCUUACACUCUGGAAGCUGCUUUCAUUACCGGCUCUUGCAUUUCUGUUGCAAUAAAAUCUGUUUUGUUUUGGGCACUGAUUCAUGUCUACCGCAGCUUUGGGCAGGGGCUAAGAGAAAGAAUGUUUUCUUCCUAUGGAAGGAUCGACUCCUGAGCAUCCCCCUUGUGUUCUAUCUGCAGCUCUUACAGAGUGAAAUCGUACCCGGGGAAGUUCUGAUCAAGUACUUGCAUUCAGGAUGUAAGACAAUGGGUCAGUUUCACAGAGGUAGAGGAAGUUGCUCAGAAAAACAUCUAUACAUUUCUUGGUUCGUAUCAUGCUAGGGAACUAUAGCAGCACAGCUGGUAACUUAGUUUAAAAAGCAAAGUGCUCUCGGGAAAUUAACAGUAAUCCUCUCAAUUCAGUGAGUUUUGCUGACAGGACAAUGCAUCUUUCACUCCUUGUUUUCCUGAUGUUGCUUUGUAACCACAGGAGGUUCACAACAUGCAUGUGAGUAGAGAAUGUUGUUAAUAUAAAUGCUAUUUUUCUGGAUAUACACAAACAUAAUAAUAAUUUGCACAUCCAUCUUACAUACCAGAGUCUAGAAGUGGAUUGCCCUACCGUCAUUUCUCAACUCAGAUCUGUUGCUGAACAGAGGUCAAGCACUGAAGUUGUUUCGGUGACAGCUGUGUUCCCUGAUCUCCGCUAUGGCUGUGUGAUGGCUUAACUCCAACAGAAUGGCUAGGGCUCUUGUUCUGAAGUCAGAGGAGGAACAUUUCAAUUUUUUUUGUUUUUUUAAAAUCCCAGCUACACAUGAAAACUACGCAAUGUAAUCUUAUGCCUUCCUAUAGUGUAUCUAACCAAUGUGCCAUUUCAUACACCAGGCUGACUGUUAAACUAAGCCUUUAAUAUUGCAAUUUAAAAGUUUGGUAUUUUAUUGAUUGGAACCUUUAGCUACUGGCUGUCUAUUUUUUAAUAAAGUAUAAACACAGUU
Harpia harpyja (harpy eagle) is the source of this 1886-nucleotide messenger RNA. RefSeq lists its product as uncharacterized. The record is from RefSeq and is a predicted model, not a curated record. The coding region runs from base 110 to 1069 and encodes 319 amino acids. The transcript is spliced from 9 exons. Lineage: Eukaryota; Metazoa; Chordata; Aves; Accipitriformes; Accipitridae.